Molecule: messenger RNA, 6285 nt
Organism: Serinus canaria (Common canary)
Lineage: Eukaryota; Metazoa; Chordata; Aves; Passeriformes; Fringillidae
Gene: SAP30L
Product: SAP30 like
Exons: 4
Coding region: 271-807 (178 amino acids)
Biological process (GO): regulation of DNA-templated transcription
Cellular component (GO): histone deacetylase complex
Molecular function (GO): transcription coregulator activity; protein binding
Source: RefSeq, a predicted model, not a curated record
GCGGCCGGGGAGGCGGUUUUGUGUGUGCGAGCGCUGCGCGGUCCCGGCUCCCCGCGGGCGGCGGCGCUUGGGGGGCCCGGCCCGGCCCGACCCCGCGGGCAGCGCUGAGCGGCGGCGGCGGACGGGGGGGUCCCCUCGCCUGCCGUAGUGGGGGGCCCCCGCGGAGGCGGCGGGGUCCCCCCGAGGGCGCGGUAGUGACGGCGGCUCGUCCUCCGGUUGGUCCCCCGGUUGUCGGCUCCCUGCGCGGGGUGAGGGGCGGGCAGGUGGGCGAUGAAUGGGUUCAGCACCGAGGAGGACAGCCGGGAUGGGCCGCCCGCCGCCCCCUUUUACGGCCAGAGCUGCUGCCUCAUCGACGACGGGGACCGCUGCGUGCGCCCCGCCGGCAACGCGUCCUUCAGCAAGAGGAUCCAGAAGAGCAUCUCGCAGAAGAAGCUGAAGCUGGACAUCGACAAAAGUGUGAGACAUCUGUAUAUUUGUGAUUUUCACAAGAACUUCAUUCAAAGUGUUCGGAACAAAAGGAAGAGGAAGACGAGCGAUGAUGGAGGUGACUCUCCUGAGCACGACACAGAUGUUCCAGAGGUUGACUUGUUCCAGCUCCAAGUGAACACCCUGCGACGUUACAAGAGACAUUAUAAAUUGCAGACUAGGCCUGGACUCAACAAGGCUCAGCUUGCAGAAACUGUCAGUCGUCAUUUCAGGAAUAUUCCAGUGAAUGAGAAGGAGACACUUGCAUAUUUCAUCUACAUGGUGAAAAACAACAAGAGCAGGCUGGACCAGAAAUCAGAAGGCAGCAAACAACUCGAUUGAAGAUUAACAAGGCUUGGAAUAAGAGAGACCUUGAAGGAACAUGUGGUAUUGUGCAUUUUAGGUUUAUAAAAACUGUUAAAGUAUAUUGUAAAUUUUUUUAAAAUGCAGUGUCUGGAUGACAGAAAAAAAUAUAGACAUUCUUAUGAGGAGUAUUUAAAAACAUGUGCCCAGCAUGUUUCCGAAGACUUCUUCCCCUCAUUUCAAAGUCAUAUUGGAAUAAAGAAAUGAGGAUAAUGGGGAAACCAAAUAAAUCUGUAGAACUGUGGAGUUUGUCAACUUGGUGUUUUAAACCAUUUCUGGAAAUCUACAUCUCAGUGCAAUUCAAAUGCCAGAUGGAUUUUUUUUCACUGAAUUAAGGCUGCAUCACAAACUACCAUGCAGUUUGUCUUGGUACAGGACUGGAAGAGCAGCAGAGAUAAAAUUCAUGAUCAAGGUGCAUGGGUCAGAAGUUUGUCUGGAGCUUGCUGCUCACCUACACAUGCUUUGUCUUGCCUUGAGUCAGUGCUUCAAGUCCCAAACUUCUGCAAAUGCUCCAGCUCACAAGAUCUACUCCAGUGAAUGCUACUUGACCAGUCUGAAAUUGAUGGGGGUUUUUUUGCCAGUUUUUUUCCUUCUGACCCCAUCCAACACAGAUGCCAACCAACACUCUGCAGUGUCUUUUCUAAUUUCUUUUAAGAACUCACUAAUUAAAUUUUCUGUAAGCAUUUAAAAAUUUCUGCAUUUCUCUGAAUAUGGUAUUAAGGCAAACACAACCUGUUUACUGUGUCUGAUCAUGUUGGUAGAAUGCAUAUUUAAUUGAUUAUGCAUACUUCAGUGAUGGUAGGUGAAACAAUGGCUUGAGACAUCAGUCUCUUCAUUUCUGUGUCAGGUCAGUAUCGGUCACAAAUGAUGUGCAUUUUAUACUGAAGCUUUAGCAGGUGUCACAAAACUGCUGUGUGCAUUCAGGGGCUCUGUUUUGUAUAAAGCAGAUUUAUGGGUGAGGCACCAUAACCAGGGCAGUGAUCUGACUGGAGCAUUUCAUGAUACAUUUCAUUUCCCUUUGCAAUGGGCAAGAAGCAUCAAAGCAUUUGCCUUUCAUGAACAUUACAUGUGCUUUCAUGAGAGCUGUGUGAGUGAGGGUGGCACACUGGUGCUCCCUGGUAGUGCACUGUAGGAGGAGAUCACCCUGAUUUUAUUUAAAGCCAAGGUGUCCUUACAGAUAAUACAAUGAUUAUUUUGGCAAAAGGAGCUUUUAAAAGUAUUGGUCGUGACUGACUGUUCUCCAGUGACCUCAAAUUCUCUUCAGGGGAUCUCAUGAUUUAAAGCACUGCUCUGUUUCUUUGCUGUCCUGACCAGUGUCUCCAUUCUGGUACAAGAUGCCAAGACUCCACAUAGAGAGGAUAUUCUUAACAAGCCUUAAGCAACGAAAUGAACAGUAGAAAACUUCAGCUAGCAUUUUGUAGAUGGCAGAUUUUAUUAUUUCAAAACUGGAUGAAGAUUUGUUUAAGAGCUGAACACACUGGUCAUGGUCCCAGCUUAGUACUGCAUUGUGUUUUGUAAGGCAUGAGGGGUUCACUUAGUGAAGCUCUUCUUAAAGCUCUCCCAGGGUCUCUUUAAAAUUGAAGUCACAGUUUAAAAGCAAGUCAUUCACAUCACUCUGAAUUGUUUGCUAAUACUCCAAAAACAUGUUCGACAAACUUCAACAUGUCUUAAGUCCUGUAUCAUAGGCAGAAAUACUUUGUUAUGGUACAUGUCUCAUUGUGACAUCUGGGAAGUGUGAUUAUUUCAGCAUUUCCUUGUUCAAUUCUGUACGGAUUUUUAGAACAUCAUACAAGAGAGAGGUUCAAGGAACGAGGAGAGAAUGUCUUGUGUCAGUAUUUCAUGAAUGUUUAAAAAUUUGCUAUUUGUGCUGGUCCUUUCCUUAUUGAAAGGGUGGAGUAGUUCCCACAUCAGUCAACAUGAUCUGGCUUCUCUCAUUCAGGACAGAUGGUUAGAAGGGUGCCUUCUCUGGCUGCAUGUUAACCCACAAAGUGCUCAUGUAAUCAGAGGAUGCUACCAAGGGAAAAUGAGUUUCUGAGUUGAGGUUAUGCCUCAUAGUGAUUCUUCCCCUCCACUGGGCACUGGUGAGGUCACACCUCGAGUGCUGUGUUCAAUUCUGGUCCCCUCAGUUCAGGAAGGACAUUGAGGUGCUGGGGCAGGUCCAGAGAAGGGAAACAAAGCUGGUGAAGGAUCUGGAGCACUGGUCCUGUGAGGAAUAGCUGGGGGAGCUGGGGUUGCUCAGCCUGGAGAAGAGGAGGUUCAGGGAGCACCUUCUCAUUCUCUGCAACUCCCUGACAGGAGGGUGGAGCCAGGUGGGGGCUGGCCUCUUCUCCCAGGCAGCCAGGGACAGGACAAGGGGAAAUUGCCUCAGGCUGCACCAGAAAGGUGGGGUUGGACAUUUGGAGGAAUUUCUUCACAGAAAGGGUGAUUAAUAAUGGGAGUGGGCUUCCCAGGGAGGUGGUGGAGUCACUGUCCCUGGAGGUGUUAAAGGAAAGACUGGCACUUGGUGCCAUGGUCUAAUGGACACGGUGGUGUUUGGUCAUAGGUUGGACUCGAUGAUCUCAGAGGUCUUUUCCAACCUUAUUGAUUCUGUGAUUCUGUGAUUCUAGACCAAAACUGUAAAAAUAUAGUUUGUUUGGGAUUUACUUUUUUUUUUUUUUUUUUGUGGUUGUAUUUUAUUUUGUUUUAUUUUUAAGAGUAAAUAAAUCUGUUGGGGUGUUUUAGUAGCCAGCAGCAAAAUUAUUCUUUUCAAGGAAAUAUGGUGGCAGGUUCCAUCUGUUCAGGUGUAUUCACUGGAAUGCUUUUGUGCCGAGGUGGUAUUCAGGAAACUUUUAUUUUCUUUUUUUCCUGAAAUAGUCAGUUGAUGUUAAACAUGAUCCUUGUUGGUUUCACUUCUAAAGCAAUUCUACUUUUUUGAAAAAAAAAAAAAAAUUCUUAGUGAAGUGCGAUGAUGAAGAGAUGUUUACCAGCCAUUAGCAGUUGUUUAUAAGGUGGAAAGCUUGGAGGCAAGACACCAAAGAAACAGAAGAAUCUUUGGCUGUCAGACCCCAUGGCCUUAUAAACCCCUUGCAAAUGCCUUAUUACCUUGUUCUCAACUUAGCUAGAGCAAAACACCUUGAGCAACAGAAAGCUGAUGGUCUUGUUGGAAGGGUCAGCCACUUGCUGGCUCCCGUGCUAUGAACUGAAACCACAUGUCAAUUCAGUAGCAAUAUCCAUGUUCAGGGUGCCUGUGAUUCUUGAAAAGCAUUUAGUGUCUAAUAACCAGAAAACGCAACAAUGCAAUUGUCGCUGUGUACGAUACCGUGGUGUGUGUUUGAUUCCUUAUGCUGCAUGCCAAGUAAAAACAAACAAAAAAAAGACUUUCCAACUUUUUAUUUUAAAUGUCAAAUUAAAUGUGUUUGAACCUCACACUUGUGAAGCCAUGAGGUGGGACAUUUUCUCAGCACUUUUAGAUGGGACUUGUUGGAAAGGUGUAAGACCCAAAUCGCUUUGGCUGGUAUGAUAAGAUAUUUUUUUUGCAUUUUGCUUUUCACAGAUGGGCCUUAAAUUCUGUCUAGCUUUGAACCAUGGAGCACAAGCCUUGGGGGCAUGGAGGAUGACCAGAUGUCAUCUUCUAUUUAUAAAAGCUUAUUUCUUACAAGCCUGCAUAGGUGACGUUCACCCUGGGGCAGAGGAAUUGUCUCUGAAGGUCUCCAGCCAUUAUAUAGCCUAAUGCAAUUCCAUAGCCUAGCUCAAUUCUCAUUGCAGAGUUCCAUUAACUUAAUUAGAGUUCUGAACAGAUCCAAAGCCAUUAGUGUGCAAUCCAAAUAAUGCAGAAACAUCUCUUCUGGGGUUAAUUUCAUCAUGUAUGCUGACCCUCUGCUCACUUCAAGGGAAGAAGAAGAAAUCAUUGCUGGUAGUUAUUGGCUUGAGCUCAACUCAGGGGAGUUGGAAGCAUGCAAAGACUCGAGUCAGUAGCAGCCUGAUGGCUGAAAAGUGCAAACACAUCCAAGGAGGCUCUGUUAGAAUGCAGUUUUCAAAAUUUCAUAAUCUGAAAGAUUAUUGUUUAUCAACCUGAAGUAAACAAUUGCAGUAAAAAGUAAUGUUUCUUUUGCCAGGCACUUUAGAUACUCAGCCUGAGAAAAGCAGAGCUUUGUACCACUUCUCUCCAGUAUUCUGGUGUCCCAGUUUUCCUUAGAAAUGUGGCUGUAAACCACUAGAUACCCCAGGGUGCAAGAAUUGACCAGAACAUGUCAAGCCUAGCAUUUCAAGUGAGUCUAAAGUGCAAGCUGGGUUCAGAGAGGCUUUGAACACAAGAGCUGAAAUAAUCUACAGUAAAAUGGGAGUUUUCAUGUGGGUCAUGGUGGCACAGGGAGGAUGAAGCAGGACAUGGCCCACGGGGAGACUGAACAAAACACAGUUCCACAGCAGCAGCAGUGUGGAGGAAGAUGAGUUCUGUGUCAGCUCUUGUGAUGGAUGUUUUAUGAGAGGGGGAGGAGGGCGAGCUGUGCACUUUACAUCUUUUGGUUGAGCCAAAUGUAAAUACCAAUGGGAGAUCUUCAGCAGGAACUGCAGUUGGAGGGGAGAGGAGGGGUCUGCUGAGGGACUCUUUGUUUAAGUUUGCAGAUCCCUGGAUUGCCUGGAGCACUAGAGUCACUUUGUCUCUAGAGUUUAGAAAUGUGGGUAAUACAAGGUGGCCUCCCUUGCAAAAGGAGUCCUUGUGCUGCCCAGAGUAAGGACAGAAGAGUCCCAAAGGUGAAGGAAUGUUAUUGAUGCCUCGCUCCUCGUGUCACUGAUGCCCUUUAACCAUGUCUUGCUUAUCAAGUUAGGGAGUUCUCAUUUUCCACUUUCAAAGUGCAAAUGAACUGUUAGGAUGUAAGAUACUCCUUGCACUUUUCACAGCUAUCCCUGGUCUCCUGUUUUUGACUUCCUUGUGAACACAGCUGUUUGGGAUGAACUAAAGGCUUGAACAAAGUAUGGAGAGAGGGGGAGGCUCCUGCUUUAAACCUGAACUUCCCUUGCAAGCAGCUCUGCAGGCCGUCCUGUGCAUCAGCAGGCUCCAGGAGCCUCUGGCUCACCUGAGCCUUGCCAGGGCUGGGUUUACUCCUGUCCUACCCACCCCUCUGCUCCACAGCUACUGCAGAGGAGGUGGGUAGCAGGUAACUUGCAGAAUGGUUUGGAGUCUUUUGGCAGGCUUACUGGGAGAGAAAACUGUGUUCCCUCUUUUGUUUCUUGCCUCCAUGUGUUGUGCUGAUCUUAUGCCAAAUGUUUUGGACACCUUGUAUUUUUAACUGUGUAAUAUAGCUGUGUAUUGUUAAAGCAACUUAGUAACUUAUAGCAAAAACUGUAGAACUCAUUUCUCUGAGGUGUAGGAAAUGUCCUGCUUCCACUGUGUAUGAGACUUUAACUCUGUACUGUCUGAGAAAGAUAAAAUUCUGAAUUUCACUUUAAUAAAUGAUCUAUCUAGCAACCAGGCCCAUA